AUGGCCGCCCCAUCCGUCGUGACGAUCCAGCCGCAGUACACCAUGGCCGUUCCCGUUGUUGCCUCAAGGAACAUUUGGCAGACAGGGCUGAUGGACUGUUGCACUGACUGCAGCGUCUGCUGCUGCGGGCUGUUCUGCUUCCCCUGCCUUGCCUGCCAAGUGGCUGGGGACAUGAAUGAGGGCUGCCUGUGCGGAACCAGCGUGGCCAUGAGGACCCUCUACCGCACCAGAUACAACAUCCCGGGAUCCAUUUGCUCUGACUACUGUAUCACUCUGUGGUGCCCCGUGUGCUCUGUUUGCCAAAUUAAGAGAGACAUCAACCAGAGGAGGCAGCAGGGCAUAUUCUGGUAA
Tauraco erythrolophus (red-crested turaco) is the source of this 351-nucleotide messenger RNA. It is a transcript of the gene PLAC8, whose product is annotated as placenta associated 8. The record is from RefSeq and is a predicted model, not a curated record. NCBI's taxonomy places the organism in Eukaryota, Metazoa, Chordata, Aves, Musophagiformes, Musophagidae.